Messenger RNA from Microthlaspi erraticum, 417 nucleotides. The record is from the annotation of a GenBank genome assembly. Lineage: Eukaryota; Viridiplantae; Streptophyta; Magnoliopsida; Brassicales; Brassicaceae.
AUGCGAAGACGCUUUCAAACAACUGAAAGAGUAUCUCACACCCCACCAAUUCUCGCAAAACCCGAAGAAGGCGAAACCCUACUCUUAUAUAUCGCAAUAUCAAGCACGGCGGUAAGCGGAGUCCUCGUCCGAGAAGAUCGAGGAGAGCAGCAGCCAGUCUUCUAUGUCAGCAAAACCCUCAAUGAUGCCGAGACGCGAUACCCAACCCUAGAAAAGUUGGCGCUCGCAGUAGUCAUAUCGGCACGAAAACUCAGGCCAUAUUUUCAAUCACACUCCAUCGUCGUCUUUACCAGCCAACCACUACGCCAAAUCCUUCACGGCCCCAACCAAUCCGGAAGAAUGGCAAGAUGGGCAAUCGAACUAUCGGAAUACGAUAUUGAGUUCAAAAGCCGGACGAGCGCCAAGUCACAAGUCUAG